This is a messenger RNA of Canariomyces notabilis, 1851 nucleotides long. Its product is annotated as protein disulfide isomerase. The record is from RefSeq and is a predicted model, not a curated record. Gene Ontology annotation, cellular component: endoplasmic reticulum. The coding region runs from base 277 to 1803 and encodes 508 amino acids. Gene Ontology annotation, molecular function: protein disulfide isomerase activity. Gene Ontology annotation, biological process: response to endoplasmic reticulum stress; protein folding. NCBI's taxonomy places the organism in Eukaryota, Fungi, Ascomycota, Sordariomycetes, Sordariales, Chaetomiaceae. The transcript is spliced from 3 exons.
UAAAGGGACCUGUCUGCAUACCUGCUGGGUAUUGCUUGGAAUUCAAUUCUUUCGGUCUUCCAAUUCCUUGUCCCUGUCCUUUUCUGCCUUUGAAUAGCCCAGAGUAGGUGCCUCUUGUGCCACCGUUGCAGAACCUUCCCUCCCCAUGCCCCCCUCCCCACGCCCGCCCUCUCUCCCUGGACAGAUCUCGUCUCGUGCAUAGAAUUCUAUCCGCACUCUCUUCCUCAGAUUGGCGUUGAGCUCACUCGUUCUUCAGAAGGAAUCAGGGAAUCCAAAAUGCACGCGGUCCAGAAGUUCGCGCUCGGCUUGCUCGCCGCAGCAGCCGUGGCCACGGCGUCCGACGUCGUUCAGUUGAAGAAGGACACUUUCGACGACUUCGUCAAGUCCAACGACCUUGUUCUUGCUGAGUUCUUCGCACCCUGGUGCGGCCACUGCAAGGCCCUCGCCCCUGAGUACGAGGAGGCGGCGACAUCACUGAAGGAGAAGAACAUCAAGCUUGCCAAGGUAGACUGCACAGAAGAGACAGACCUCUGCCAACAACAUGGCGUGGAGGGCUACCCCACUCUCAAGGUCUUCCGCGGCCUGGACAAUGUGUCCCCCUACAAAGGCCAGCGCAAGGCUGCUGCCAUCACUUCCUACAUGAUCAAGCAGUCCCUGCCUGCCGUGUCGGACGUCACGAAGGAUACCCUGGAGGAGUUCAAGAAGGCAGACAAGGUUGUCCUCGUAGCAUACGUCGAUGCCUCUGACAAGGCAUCGACCGAGGUCUUCACCAAGGUAGCUGAGAAGCUCCGCGACCAAUACCCAUUCGGUGCGAGCACCGAUGCCGCCCUUGCCGAGGCCGAGGGCGUCAAGGCGCCUGCCGUCGUUCUUUACAAGGACUUUGACGAGGGCAAGGCUGUCUUCAGCGAGAAGUUCGGCGCCGAGGCGAUUGAGAAGUUCGCCAAGACGGCUGCCACCCCUCUCAUCGGCGAGGUUGGCCCUGAGACCUACUCUGACUACAUGGCCGCCGGUAUCCCUCUUGCCUACAUCUUCGCCGAGACCGCCGAGGAGCGCAAGGAGCUGAGCGACAAGCUCAAGCCCGUCGCCGAGGCUCACCGCGGCGUUAUCAACUUCGGCACCAUUGAUGCCAAGGCCUAUGGUGCCCACGCCGGCAACCUGAACCUCAAGACGGACAAGUUCCCCGCCUUUGCCAUCCAGGAAGUUGAGAAGAACCAGAAGUUCCCCUUUGACCAGGACAAGGAGAUCACCUACGAGGCCAUCAAGGCCUACGUUGAGGACUUCGUCGCCGGCAAGAUUGAGCCCAGCAUCAAGUCUGAGCCCAUCCCGGAGAAGCAGGAAGGCCCCGUCACCGUUGUCGUUGCCAAGAGCUACAACGACAUUGUCCUGGACGACACCAAGGAUGUCCUGAUUGAGUUCUACGCCCCGUGGUGCGGUCACUGCAAGGCCCUUGCUCCCAAGUACGAGGAGCUUGGUGCGCUGUAUGCCAAGAGCGAGUUCAAAGACAAGGUUGUCAUUGCCAAGGUUGACGCUACUGCCAACGACGUCCCCGAUGAGAUCCAGGGCUUUCCCACCAUCAAGCUGUACCCUGCCGGCGCCAAGGACAAGCCCGUCACGUACUCUGGCUCGCGCACUGUUGAGGACCUGGUCAAGUUCGUUGCCGAGAACGGCAAGUACAAGGCUUCCGUGUCCCAGGAGGCCGAGGAGUCGAGCAGCUCUAGCGAGUCUGCUACCGAGUCCGCUACCGCGUCCGCCUCAUCGACCACCACCGAGGCUGCCAAGGAGACUGACCAUGAUGAGCUCUAAGGGAGGGAAGGGCAUUUUUCUUGUAUCUUAGAUUGCUUUUGGGUUUUU